AUAUUGUACUCUUUGAUAAAACCAUCAACAACCUUCUCUGUUGACCGUCAGAGAUCACGUGAUAGACACAAAAGCGUCACAUACAUUAGCCAAAUUAAUCGAAGGCCAACAGCACCAAGCUAACUGUCCCAUCCGAAAUCGUGGGGUGUUUAAUCACCAACUCAUAGAACAGACCGCUAUGGCAGAACCAGAUGUACAAUUUAAGCUAGUGUUGUGUGGAGAUGGAGGCACAGGAAAAACCACCUUCGUGAAGAGGCAUUUAACGGGAGAGUUUGAGAAGAAAUACGUUGCGACUCUGGGAGUAGAGGUGCACCCCUUGGUCUUCCACACCACUCGAGGGACCAUCAAGUACAACGUCUGGGACACAGCCGGCCAGGAGAAGUUUGGGGGGCUCAGAGAUGGCUACUACAUACAGGCCCAGUGUGCGAUCAUCAUGUUCGACGUGACAUCUCGCGUCACCUACAAGAACGUGCCCAACUGGCACCGUGACCUUGUGCGUGUCUGCGAGAACAUACCCAUAGUCCUGUGCGGCAACAAGGUGGACAUCAAGGACAGGAAGGUCAAAGCCAAGAGCAUCGUGUUCCACCGCAAGAAGAACCUUCAGUACUACGACAUUUCAGCCAAGAGUAACUACAACUUUGAGAAGCCCUUCCUGUGGCUGGCCAGGAAGCUGGUAGGAGACCCCAACUUGGAGUUUGUGGAGAUGCCUGCCCUCGCCCCCCCGGAGGUUGUCAUGGACGCCUCCCUGGCCGCGCAGUACGAGAACGACCUUAAAGUGGCCGCAGAAACAGCGCUCCCAGAUGAAGACGAUGACCUUUAACCUGUGACCUCUCUCUGGCCUCUUCAGUGUUCUGGGGGUGUGGCCUAUUGCUGACCUUGACCUUUAAUUGUACAAGCCCCCCCAAUGUUUUGUUUUUUUGUGUUUCAAACUGAAAAUGUGUCUCUGGUAGCGUGAAGAUUUUAGUAGAGACAAACAGGAGUAGAAUUUCACACUGGUCACAGUAGGCGUUACACACACACACAUACAAAUGAAAGACUUUGUUAACUCGCUGUACGAUACUGACUAAGGGUGAUAUGAAAUCACACUAAAUAAAAAGUAUUUGACUAUAAA
Messenger RNA from Oncorhynchus gorbuscha (pink salmon), 1111 nucleotides. Its product is annotated as GTP-binding nuclear protein Ran-like. The transcript has 7 exons. Gene Ontology annotation, biological process: ribosomal subunit export from nucleus; protein import into nucleus. Bases 179 to 820 code for a protein of 213 amino acids. The record is from RefSeq and is a predicted model, not a curated record. Gene Ontology annotation, cellular component: nucleus; cytoplasm. NCBI's taxonomy places the organism in Eukaryota, Metazoa, Chordata, Actinopteri, Salmoniformes, Salmonidae. Gene Ontology annotation, molecular function: GTPase activity; GTP binding.